Molecule: messenger RNA, 3099 nt
Organism: Capsicum annuum
Lineage: Eukaryota; Viridiplantae; Streptophyta; Magnoliopsida; Solanales; Solanaceae
Product: protein transport protein Sec61 subunit alpha-like
Exons: 9
Coding region: 2016-2516 (166 amino acids)
Biological process (GO): post-translational protein targeting to membrane, translocation; regulation of transcription by RNA polymerase II; SRP-dependent cotranslational protein targeting to membrane, translocation
Cellular component (GO): membrane; histone deacetylase complex; chromatin
Molecular function (GO): signal sequence receptor activity; transmembrane protein transporter activity; chromatin DNA binding
Source: RefSeq, a predicted model, not a curated record
AGUUAGCAGCUCAGUCAUCGAGAAGUACAUGCCGAUCCUUUUAAAUACUCCUAAAUGUUCACUAUGUAGCAGAAGAAUCACUGAACUCCCUUUAAUGACCGUAUGAUAUACUUCAUUGCGCCUAUUUGAUGUAGUUUCAGGCAUUAAUAGGCAUAAGACGAUGUAUUUCAAAUACUUUUGUGUAGAGUAGCAGUCACAACAUCUUCUAGAACCUUUGCAGCUGGCCAACACCGGGAAAAACCCAAUCUCCGACCCGAUACCAAACCCGACAAUGCUCCUUCAGGAGCCAAAGCUGCUGAAACACUCAAUAAGGACCGAUUUGGAGGGAAGAGCUGUAGAGCGUUUUGCCGGAGGGAUUACCAACGGAGAUGCUUAAGGAAUUCAAUGACUCUAUGAGAGAUGAAUUGCUAAUAUGCCAGAGUUUUGUGGAUCUUCGAGAUAAUUUUAGUAGGGUUGUUGAUCCUACUUUGCAAUCUAAUGCUAAAGCCAGCUCCCUCUAUAUGGCAUACACUCUACAACUGGCGCAAAUUUUUUUUUACUGGAUGCAUGUCAUUCUUGCCUCGAACCGUGGUACAGUCGUGGAACUUGGAAUUACUCCAAUCGUGACUUCUGGAAUGGUGAUGCAAUUGUUAGCUGGAUCAAAAAUCAUUCAAGUGGACAACAAUGUCCGUGAGGACCGAGCACUCCUUUGUGUUGGAGUAGAAGAAAUGGCAACGUUAGUUGCGAAGCAAGGGCCGUUGAGCAGUCAGAAUCAACACACACCAAGAAUGAGAAAUCAGUCUAAGGUUUUUAGGAAGAGAAACUUUGUCCUAAAUCGUGAUGAAGAAAAACUUGAAAAGCACAAUGCAGCAUCGCUGCCCGAUGUUACAGAGUCACCUAAGAACUAUGUCUUUCUACGUGAAUGUUGCAAUCAGGAAGGAGGAAGCACUUUUAUUGGGCGGAUCGGAGAGAAAAUUAAAACAGCAAAAAAGCCAAAGAGGAACGUGAUUAAAUCACAUCUGAGAACAAAGACAGUAGCUAACCGAACAAUGACUGUAAAGGAAUCUGAAGGCUCACAUUGAAGAAUCACCUCAAAGGGGCAUCAUCGUUCAGCAGAGAAGAAAUUAAGUUCUAAAAUUUGGGAUGAAAUGGUGAGUAAUGAUGAAGAAGAGGAGAGUGAAGAGGAAGAGGAUGAAGAGUAUUAACAAAAUUUCAGAUGCCACUGAAGGAAGCGUUGAAUAGGUUGAGAAUUUCCACCAACGGAAAAGUUCUUAGAAAUGGACGUAUGAGAACUACAGGGAAUGACGAAGAGAAAGACGAGCAUUCCCAGUGGUGCAGCGACAGGCUCAAACUAUCUACCUCCACAAAAAACAUUCUUCUGAGUGGAAAUUCUCAGAUUAAAAGGAUGCCUGAUAAAGUAAAUCUACAACAACGCCCAGGAACUUCAAGCAAGAAGAUGAUUCAUAAAGGAGAUAAUACAAUGAACAAGGUGGAAUUUCAAAGUGAAGAAAAGCGGGAUGCUGCAAGAAAAAAACAAGUUUAUCUAAGGUUGGAAAGAAAAUGCCAGGGACUCGUGAAAUUUGAGGCUCAGAGAAUAAAAGGCGGGUGCCUGCUAUAUUAAAUGAACAAUGUCUAGGAACGUCAAGCAAGAAGAAGAUUCCUCAAGGAGAGAGUACAAUGGAUAAGGUGGAUGAAAGUGAAGACGAGUGGAGUAUGUGCAAGGAAAAGCCAAGUUUGUCCAAGGAUGCAGAGAAUAGGACAUCUGUACGACGUGCUACUGGUUCAUUCAAGAGAUACAGAGAUUACUAUGUUGGUGAGUGGGAAGAUGAUUCUGAGGAGUAUGAGGUUUUGCCAAUCAGCGAUCAAGUUACACAAGAAGCCAGAGAAGUGAAGUUUCACAUGAGUCAAAACUAAAAGAUAGUCCGAAAGAUUCAAUAAAUAAUUCAGGGAAGUUAUCUGCUUGUAGUUCAUUGCCUUCCACCUCAUCGUCCUCCGGUUCCACAACUUCAAGAAAUGGAAUAGAUGGAUCUAAAAACAUGAAGGUAAAUUGUCUGGCAGUAAAUUGUCAUCAAUGUAGAAGAAGUGAUAGAAGAACUGUUGUUCCUUGUACGAAGUGUAAAGAGAAAUUUUACCGUAUCAAGUGCAUCAGAGAAUGGUAUCCUGAAUUGGAAGAAGAGGAAGUCUCAGAGCUUUGUCCAUAUUGUCAUGGAAAAUGUAACUGCAACUUGUGCUUACACUCAAGUGGCAUGCUAAAGACAUCAAGAAGGGAUCUCACUGAUCGUGAAAAGAUUGAGCAUUUGCACUAUUUGAUUAUCACGUUCCUUCCCUUUCUAAAAGAAAUCCAUCACGAACAAAUUCAAGUGAUAGAACCGGAGUCUUGUAUUCGUGUUUUUAUCACAGGGCUAUCUUCAUCUUCAGUUGAAAUUAAACGAUCACUUUGUCACAAUGAUGAGCGAGUUUACUGCAACAACUGCUCAACUUCAAUAGUCGAUCUUCAUCGGAGCUGCCCAGAUUUUGAUCAUAUGAGCUAUAUCUAAGCUGAUGCCAAGAGUUUCGCCAGGAAAGAGUUGUAAAGCAGUUUAGAAAUAUUCAGAUAGAGGUUGUUAUUACAUGCACGGUGGAGAGCCACUUCCUGAAAGUUUUCAUAAUAUGGAAAUUCCACAGGACCAGAACAAACCAAUUUCUUGGGUUGCUAAUUGUGAUGGUUAUAUCAUUUGUGCUCCUGUCGAAAUGGGCGGAUGUGGAAAAUACAUUUUAGAGCUCCAGCAUCUGCUACCAAGAAACUGGACAUCAACCUUGAAAGCAAAAGCAGAAAGGAUUCUGAUUCAAUGCAAUUUUUGUUGGGUUCGAAAUCGAGAGGGGGUCAUGCGGAAGCUAUUAGUUGUAAACUAUGAGAUGGUAAAUAAGAUGACAGCGAAAAACAAUACUAAAAACAUAAUUUUAUUAUAUGAUUUGGCCAAUUGGCCUACAUAUAAAACCUUAUAUUAAAAAGUAUAAAACUAAUUGAGAGAAGAAAUCUCCCCCAUAGACUCUUUAAAGAAGAAAUCUCCCCAUAGACUCUUUAAAGACUACAUUGUGGAUGCUAUUGUGUUAUAAUAUGAGAAGGAGGUCUUCUAUUUA